AUGGCGAUGGAACCACGUCGGCUGUACUCGAACCCCGUGUUCAUGGCGACGAUGAUAUUUAUGCUCGGCGGAUGGAUAGUCUCAACUGCGUGCGCGUUCCAAAAGCCCGCAUACGUAGCCGGCAGCACCUGGUUCAUUCUUGUGUACAUCCCGCUGUUUGCAGGCGUCUUAAUAUGGUGCAUCAUGGCCAACGGGCUGAACAAAUAUCGCCUGGCGCUGCUGACAAUGAUUGCAAUGACCAUGUCGCAAGUAAUCGGCAACAUCGGCUACUACAUCAACUCGGAGGUAGGCGCAGUGCAGGCCAUUUCGGGCGGCCUCAUCUUUGUGCAAAUCAUGCUCUUUGUGUGGGUCAUAGCACUGGGCAGUGGCCCAGGAACAUACCUGGCCGACCUGUGCGGCAUGGGCAUGGACGCGGUUGAGACGCGACACGAGCAGGUGAUGAAGAUGGGCAUGCGCAAGGUGACUGCAACGCCGACCACACACUUACGACAACUCAUCAGCGGCACCAGCCAGGCAGCCAGCCUGUUCCGUGCCAAGGCACUGUAUGCGUACAACGCCAAUCCGGACGACCCGAACGAGGUGUCGUUUGCAAAGGACGAGGUCAUGGCUAUUGUUGACAGCAACGGAAAGUGGUGGCAGGUGCAGAAGGCCGACGGCACUGUCGGGAUUGCGCCUAGCAACUACCUGUCUACCAACAUCUGA
This is a messenger RNA of Linderina pennispora, 702 nucleotides long. RefSeq lists its product as uncharacterized. The record is from RefSeq and is a predicted model, not a curated record. Bases 1 to 702 code for a protein of 233 amino acids. The transcript has 2 exons. Gene Ontology annotation, molecular function: protein binding. Lineage: Eukaryota; Fungi; Kickxellomycota; Kickxellomycetes; Kickxellales; Kickxellaceae.